Biomphalaria glabrata is the source of this 8383-nucleotide messenger RNA. RefSeq names its product E3 ubiquitin-protein ligase SH3RF3-like. The transcript is spliced from 14 exons. Gene Ontology annotation, molecular function: protein binding; metal ion binding. Bases 245 to 2704 code for a protein of 819 amino acids. The record is from RefSeq and is a predicted model, not a curated record. NCBI's taxonomy places the organism in Eukaryota, Metazoa, Mollusca, Gastropoda, Planorbidae.
GAAAAAAAUUUGGCCAAUAUGGCGUUCAACUUUAUUUUUGUACUCCCAUAAUAGCUCUUAUUACUCACAAUAAUGAUAUUUGCCAUUCGCAAUUGGUCUCGCAGUUUCCAGAUAUCUAAUAGUUUUCUUCUCGCAUAUUGUACGAAUACGCCACUAAAAUGGAUGUUUUGAUUUGUUUUCAUUUUUAAUGAAAAGAUAAUAAUGGAAUGCAUUGAAUGGUAUCACACUUUUGGGUCUAAUAUAAAUGGAUGAAAAACAAAUCAAUGAGCUGUUAGAGUGUUCUGUCUGUUUAGAGCGUUUUGACCAAAACUGUAAAGUUCUUCCAUGCCAGCACACAUUCUGUAGGCAGUGUUUGGAUGAAAUUGUUCUCACACAGAAGGAACUGCGCUGCCCAGAAUGUCGUGCUCUAGUGACGGUUCGUGUGGCAGAGCUGCCAACUAAUAUCCUCGUUGUCCGCAUUCUAGAAGGUCUCAAAACUAAAGGGCAUAGGUAUCCUGGUAGCCGGCAUGGUCAUGUUGGCCUCAGUCCAUCUAAAACUGUGACCACUCGGCAUGACAGACGACAUGAAACAGCUGCUCACCUAUCAAAGCUAGGGACCCCUUGUGCAGAGGCCUUGUACAGAUAUGAUUCUUUGGAAAAAGAUGAUCUGCCCUUUGAUAAGGGAGACAUUAUUAUACUGCGAAGACAAAUAGAUGAAAAUUGGUACCAGGGAGAGCUCUCUGGGCGACUAGGUUAUUUCCCUGCUAACUUUGUUCAGAUAUUAGUUCCACUACCUCAUCAAAUCCCACAGUGUCGGGCUCUCUAUGAUUUCCACCUUAAGGAUGAAGCUGAAAAAGAUUGUCUGUCCUUUAAAAAGGAUGAAGUAUUAACCGUGAUACGAAGAGUGGAUGAGAACUGGCUAGAAGGCCGCAAAGGAGACAGAAUUGGAAUAUUUCCCAUCACUUUUGUUGAACUGAACGAUGCUGCUCGAUUAAUUGUGCAGACCAAGUCUAAUCCUGCACCAUCUUUACCACAAAGCUCAUCCUCUUCUGUGAAUGCCAACAGAAGUGUUCCAGCCAGUGUGUCGGCAGGUACCGCCCCUUUGCCUGGAUCCCCUGUUGCUGCUGCGGAGGAGCUGUCCUGCUCAUCACCUUUUACCCCUAUCUCUUCAGAGACAGUCACCACAGUAUCCUCGCAGCCCGUCACCGCUGGCUCCUUGUCUCCAGUGCCAUUGUCGUCCGGAGCAACGCCUCCUUUAGAAUCAGUGCAGCUCAACAAUAACCGCCAUUCACACAGCUCCUCUCCCCUGCUCAACUCAUCUCCAGUGACAACAAGCAGUGACUCUCAUAACAGACAUUCCACCGAGGUAGUAUUCCCAGAUGGUCAUAGUUCUACCAGCUUAGUUCCAGACUCAGCAACAUCAGCCUCCUCUUCACCUUUAUCUCCGUUAACUUCUGGAGAUCCACAGGGGAGCUCAUCUACAUCUAGAAAUACAUCAUCAACAAACACAGCAUCAGAAGUUUGUCCUGACUCUACAUCAAGCUCCCAAUCUGGAUCUUUAACAACCCCAGUAUAUAUAGCACUGUACAACUACAAGCCUCAGAAAGAAGAUGAAUUAGAUCUGCACAAGGGAGAGUACUACAGCGUCUCAGAAAAAUGCCAGGACGGCUGGUUUAAAGGGGCAUGUCUCCGAACAGGGGAGGCUGGGGUAUUCCCUGGGAACUAUGUUAGUAUGGUUAGGCAUUCUAGUGCUUUCAAACCAGUGAGUCCAAAUGUAUUAAACAUAAGAGCCAAGGCUCCUCUGAAUUCUAUGGUGUCUCCUGCGAGUACAGCUCACAGUGAACCAAGAUCUACUGCCCCAAGUACUAACAUGUCCAAUGAAUCACCUUCUACUACUUCCAUGGCGCCUCCACUUCUGCCUAGGGUUGCCAAAAUGCAGACCUCAGGUCAGAAGCCACGCUCACCCUCAUCGCAAUUAGCUCCACAUCCAUCAAGGUCACUUUCCAGCCCUACAGCCCCAUCCUCCCCUAAGCAUGUCUUCUCACCUCCUCGGCCAGCCUCACCAACAUCAUCAUCAUCAUCCUCAUUGUUUGGGAGCUUGUCUCGUCCGCUUAUACCAGCCCCUCCCCAGUCCUCCCUGCAGUCAACACCCCAUCACGCCCUAUGGCUGUCCCCUGGGUGGCAGUCCAUGUCAGCCUCUGCCAACAUAACCCCACCCAAUGUUGUCAUGGUAGCAAACAGCUUAGAGCCAACAUCAUCAGCUCCUGCGAAGAAGGAUAAAAAAGACAAAGAAAAGAAAGGUUUGGUGAAACUGUUAUCUGGUAAGAGCAAGAAAUCUAAGCAGACUCCAGCAGUCACAGAGAGUGCUCCUCCCCUUGCAGUAGUCUGCUUUGAUGGUGUUAAUCAUAUGAGGUCUGGCUCUUACCCAGUUGAAACAGUUGCCACCUCCUCCAGCGGUAGGUCUGAUGCUCACAGGAAGGCAGCUUCAUUUGACUCCACCACUGCUCCACCAGUACCAGUGAAACCUAGGCCUAAACCUGUCCCAAGAGAAAGGUAUUACUGCAAGCAUCAAUAUCCUCCCCAAACUGAGCACGAGCUGGCUCUGGAAGUUGGGGACAUAAUACACGUUCAUCGCAAGCGUGACGAUGGCUGGUACAAGGGAACCCAAGAGCGUACUGGCAAGACUGGGUUAUUUCCUGCCAGUUUUGUGGAGAAAUGUGACUGAAACUGCGCCACUGGCCGACAAACUUUAUGGGCAAUCUGUUCAUUUACCUCAGCUGAAACUUACAGCCUCGUUUUGACUCAAUAGUGCAUAGAGUUUAUUGCCGCCAAGGUAUUACUGAAGCCAGGAAAGAAUGUGUUCUUUCUUGUGUAAACACCCAUGAACUGCUCAAGUUAUCAAGUUACGCUGCUGUUACAACUUGUUCUCCAUCUCAGUCCGUAGUGAGAUGGUAAGGCUGGUGACAAGCAUAGCUCAUAGACGUGUUACCCAUGUGAACAGUUCUUAUCAGGGUAAUCAUACUUAUAUGUACAAGGUAGAAUUUCAGUGUUUCGUGGCUAAUCAUUAGCCUUGUAAACAUCCACUUCUUUGAUGGUAGAAACUAAGAAAAGGAAUCUUCAUUUUUUUGCCUCAUAAACUACACUUCUCCAUACUGAAUGUGGAGAGCUGGAAAAACUCAACAUAUUUUUUUUUUCAAUGAACACUAGUCAUAAAGUUUUAUAUUUGGUUUGUUUGUUUUUAUUCUACUGUUGUUGUUGGGGGGUGAGGUUAAACUUAAUUGGUCUGUUGAAGCACCACACAGGAUCAGACACCCAUCUCUCUCCAUUCCUCUCUUGUCUUUAGCCAGGAGUCUCUGUCAUAGAUGGCCCAUUCAUUUCUUAAUGGUGUCCUCCCACCGCUUCUCCUGACUGUCCUCCUUCUUUUUCCUGGUUUUGUUCCCUGCAGAAAAGUCUUUGUCAGCCUUGAGGCUCUUUUUAUCUGGUCAUAGAGUCUUAACUCUCGUUUCCUGACAUUGGUCAGGUCGUCAUCAUGGGGUCCAAUCAUCUGUGAUCCUCUUCUGCAUUUCCAGUUUUCGAAUGUGACGCCUGGAAUCCAUCCUCAUCUCAAUUCCAUGGUUAGGGUCUUCCUCUCUAAUUCUAAACUUGAUCAUCUAAAUACUAUAUUAUAAGCUACACUUAAAUCACACACCCUUAACACUGAGAUAAAAACAGACACACACACACACAGUUUAGUUCACCAGCUUGCAUUCUUUUGAUGGUUUAUGUAUUGGAUUUUCUAUAAGGUGAUCUGUUAGUGUAAUCCUUUAUUUUUUUUUUUAUAUUGCCGAAUCAAAAUACCCACCCACUCGUGUACUUUGUCACUGGUAUAAGGGGAACAGUUGGACUGAUUCUACCAAUGAUCAAUAUUUCAUUGCUGGAUCUCUGAUCCAUUCAUGAGUUGAACAAACAUAUAUUUUAUCAUUCUAUAUAAAUACAUGUGUAUAGAUCAAACUGUUUGCAUUGUUGAUGUAUAGUUCACCCAUGAAUUUGUAGUUGAUAAUAUUUUCCAAAUUAUUGUUUUGAUACCUAAAUGUAUAUUUAUAUAUAUAUAUAUAUACUUAUUUGUUAGAUCUAAUAUUUGCAUGUAGAUUAUUAACUUGAUCACCAGACAAUGAAUGGUUUUACGUGGCAGAAACAAAAAUUGUAAGGAGUUUUUCUUUGCAUGAAUUUGCUACUUAAGUAAACACAGUCAAAUCAUGUUAUAUUUGUUUUCAUAUUACCUGUUAUGGUUCUUGGUAAUUAGCUGAGUGGAUCAUGUUUCCAUCAAGUUGUUCAGUUGUCUUCAAUAAGAUUGGGUGAUUUCUCAGAAGUCUUGGCCAUGCAAAUGUUUUUGUUUCAUGAUAGUCGUGAGAAGAACAGAAAAGGAGCAUAAGACUUGAUAGUAUAUGGUCAAAAAUUUAGAUAUUUUUGAGACAGUUUAUCUGGAUCCAUAGUGGUUUGAAUCUAAAAGUUGAAAGUCUCAUUCAGUUUUGUGGGGCCUAGAACUGAUGGAGUCACCCUAUUUUAUAAUAAAAAAAUGUUUAUUUCUCCUCGGCUCAACCUCUUUUAUGUUGAACUUCAUGGCACCAAAACUAUUUUGUUUGCUCAAACGGAUGUGUGUGGGCAAGACUUUGUUUUGUGUGGUCCUGGACAGGGUUAUAAAUAUAGAGUCCACUUUUACUCAUGUGCUAAUUCCCUAGGUCAGCCAACCAAAGAUUCUUUUGACACUGAAUAGUGCAGUGUAUAAUUUUCAUCUCAAUAUGUUGUAAGCAAAUGUAAGUCUUCAGUUUAGGAGGCUCCAAUUAGUCCUCACUGGAUCAUGCUAUUUAGUUUAGUGAAAUAAAAGACAAAGCUAUUUAUCUGUAGAGUUUUAUAUUGAUAACUCUUUUUUGUCUGAAUAAUAACUUUAUUUAAUAUUAUUCAUGUUCAAAUAAUUAGUUAUUUGAUCUAAAAAAAGCUUUGUUUCAUAAACAGUUUAGUCUCAAAAUGAUAAAGUUAUAACAAUUGUAUAUGUUGAGUCCUAGCUUUUACAUCUACUGAUCAUUUCCUACUGUCCAGAAAACUUUGCUUAGUCUACGAUCUUUUUCUAUUAUCUUUCACUUGAAACUUGGUUAUGCAGUUUUGGUUUUAAAUUUUUUUAUUUUUUUAAUGCUCUUCUGAACAAGGGUUAUGCCCCAUGGCAGCAAUUUAUGAAUUUGCCAUGUUAGCUGAUUGGUCAGCGUGUCUAACGUCCAAAUUAAUUUCAAAUAGGAUUAUAACCAUUUAAAACAUCUGGUUCCUUGAGUUUAACUUCACUUUAUAAUUUCAUCACAGUCCCCUCUUUGGAAGUCUAAUCUGUGACUUGAUUUCAUCACGGUCCUGAGUGUUAUUAAGUUAACUCCUUGAUUUGAUUUCAUCACAGUCAACUCCCUGAGUUCCUCUUGCUUUGAUUCUUGUUCAAAUGUCAAUGUUUUCUUGAUUUGUUCAUGUACCAAGUAGCUCUGAUUGAAUUCAGUUUCUUUCCAUAAAUUUAUAUUGUAACAUCUCUGUCACAGGAAGUUCAGUUUCUCUUAAAGUUUAUUUUUCCAUGCCACAUUCUUGAUAUCUAAGUGUAAGAUCUAAACUGUAAAGUAGAAUCCUUUUUAUCUCAUUAAAAUAAGAAGCCAUUUGUUAUUUUGACAACAUAGAUUGGCUGCUCUUCUUCCACACAUUUUUUAAAAUUAACUUGUAUUUCUUUCAUUUGGUAUGUUCCAGUCUAAUUGAGCUGUAUAUAGUAUAGAUAGUUAUAGAUUGUGAAAAAGGCUUGCUUCACACCAAGAGGAUUCCUCUGUAAGAGAGAAGUUGAACCAAGUCCACGUGCAUGUCAAGGCUGUCACUUUCUUUGCACCACAGGGCAUUGUAAUGUAUAUCAAGUGGAUUUCUUUGUUCACUUCAUAAUCCUUUGAUUUGAUGUAAAUUACCACAAUAAAACAACUGACAGAAAUAAAAUGGAGAGCUGCCAAAAAGACUUGUUUCACAACACCCCUGCCUGUAAGCUGGAUUUGAAUUUAAUACCACGGCUAACAUUUAAUUUGUCAAAAGUAAUUUGCCCAUCAAAAUUUUAUUGGUCUUAAGUCCCCCCCUCCAGAGAAUGCCCCUUCCCCCCCCCCCUCCUUUGCACAUCUUCCAUAAAAGAGUUUCUUAUAUGUUAUAUCUAGGGUUUCUAAUAGUGUAAAUUUUGUUUUGAAGUACAUUAUGGAUUUCUAAAUAAGUUUGUAGCCCUGUUUGAUUUGAGAAUGUUCAACUAGAACCUAGUAUCACAGACUUCUCUAUUGGACAACUUUUCACUUUGUUUUACCAUUAGCUUUGGACACUUUGUAUUCUCUGUCUGGUCAAAUAAGAGAUUACACUUUUGGUCCUACUAUUUGCUCAAUUCUUUACAACUCUUCUAUUGGUUCAUCUACUUUUCUACAUACCUUUUCUCUUUAUCCAACUAUUUCUUGGUAACGAAAAUCAGAGGUUCUCCAUCCUUUGAGAAUCAUGGGCCACCUAGAAUAACUUUUCUUCCCUCGCAAAAUACCUCUGAAAAUUGUGCCCUAAUUGUGGACCACUGAGUAAUAAUAUAAUUAAAAUAAUAAUAAUUUAAAAAAAUCAAUUAUGCAAACUUUUAGAUUUUUUUUUUUUGUAAUGUUAAAAUUUCUUUGCUUUUAAAAUGUUAGUUUUAUGAGACAUUGUUCACAGUUUUGUUUGGUUCAAUUGACACACAUUUUCCCCUGAAUAUCCCAAACAUGUUAUGUACUGCUAUUAGGACCAGUGCAAUUUUGUUUUGUAGAGCCUUUCACAAGUCAGUCACUUGUUGAGUUGUUUUGUUAUUUAUUUCUCACAUGCUUAUAACUUUGUUAACUGUAUACACACAUUGUUUAUGAAGUGCGCUGUGAUUGGAGAGUUUGUCUAGUAGUGUACGCAUGUUGUGUGUGUGCGUGAGUGCUAUGCAUGAGAGGAGUGACUUCUCAUAAGGAAAUGAUGUGCUACUGGUCCAGUAUUUUACUCUCAAAUAGUCUCUAAACCAACAAGUACCAAGGGACUGGAAAGAAGCUAAUGUCACCCCUCUAUUUAAAAAAUGUGCUAUUAGAGCAUGGAAUGGGUUGCCUGAGCUAGCCAGGAAAACCAGUGACUUGGCAGAAUUUAAGUCAUUGGUUAAUAUGCAUGGCUGAAUGCAUGACGCGUGGGACGUAAUCAUCUUCUUUUUUUAAGUAAUUUUUGAAGUAUUAUAUAAGAUAAGAUAAGAUGUUUUAUGUUCAUCCCUCCCCUCCCCUUCCACCUAUAUACACUGUCUCUUCAGCCUCACUCUGUGCUGGUACAGUGUUUCUUCCCUUGGGCUCUGUAAGGACCAGUUCUAGUGAUUGUCAAUAAGUGGACUAAAUAAAUCUAAACGACCUGCUUUUGCAGAAAAUCACUGACACAGUUCAUUUUAUUUUUUAAAACUAGAUUAUUAUUUUUAUUUGAAACUCUCUUUAAAAUGUUUGCAUAACUGGAAACAAUGAUUUCAUACUUUCUGUUUUGAUCAAUUUUGUGUGAAAAAAACAACAAUAAUUUGUUAUCAUUUAGGUCCAGUUUGAGCUCUUUUCUUAUUUAACAAAAGAACAUUUGUACAGAUACUUCAUCUAACAAGAUAGUUUAUACAUCCCAAGCUUUUAGUAGAGGAAAUCUUAAAAGUGUGCAGAAUUCCAUUGGUCAGCAAAGUCAGUGUGACUUGGCUUUGUAAGCACGCCAACCUUCAACUUAAUUUUUUGUGUUACACACAGGACUUUGUAUAAACAUCUUCCCAUCUUUUAGCUUUCACCCUUACUCUUCCCCCUCCGUCCUGAGUUCUGUCCCCUUGCGCGUCUCCCACCACUGUUUGUACAUAUAUAAAUAGUCUCUAUUUCUGUAUUUAUUACUUCAUCAAGCUGCUUGACUGUAAAGUAUUUGGUUCUAGUUGAUACAGAUCUUCUUCUACAGAUCUUCUUCUCAUGCAAAUCACUUUUUUUCCCCACAAGGAUAAUGCCCAUUCUCAUGGCUAGUGGAACAAAUGUUUAUUUUUUAAAAAUGUUACUAUGUGAAUGAGUUUGUAAUCAAUAUUAGCCUAGUACUACUGAUAUGACUUGAUCAGCUUGGUCUGUUUAUCUUACAACACCAUUGUGAAGUUAUUCAUUCUCAGAAACAAAACAUUUGAACACUUGAAAGUUUCUAGUAAUUGGGUUUGGACUUUAACAUCUUUUUUUGGUGUGAAAUUGAAUGUUCAGGUAGCAUUAGACUUCAGCAAUUAUGCUGAAUGAAAGUUUCUCUACAUCCCAAAAAAAUAUGUAUUCUUUCCAGCAAGUCUACUACCCAACCAUUCUUUUGUUUUAACAGGAUGAUUGGAGAAGUGGGGGGGGGGGGGGGGGGG